AUGUCAACUCUGGUCGGCGGUUUACGAAUGGAAAACUCCAAUUUGUCGAGUCUCUCGUUUUUAACACCUGACAAAAAUAAUGAGUUUAGACUUGGGUGUCAGCCGAAUGGGUUCAUCAUUGAGAACAACUCUCAACUCACCGAUAUAGGAGGUCUCCAAAAUAUGAGGCCUUUGAUGUUCGAGAGCUUGAAUAUGUGCAAGUUUCGAAUAGUUAACAAUCCAAAGUUGGACCUCGAGAGUUUAUGCUGGAGCUACCAACUGAUAGAUUUGGUUAACUUAACAACAGAAGGGAACUUGAAGAAUUGUGGGUGCCAAGGAGACCAAAUAAAUGCCUCUUCUCUAUCUAAUUACCAAAGCUGCACACGGUUUUACAACGGAUUAGUCUUACAUAAUAUCACGAAAACCACCGAUUUAUCACCUCUAUCGAAUGUGCAAACCGUAUUGGGAAAGUUAGAAAUUCGAAACUCCAAUAUUCAAAAUUUGUCAUUUUUGACAAAUCUGAAGUAUUUCAAAGUGUAUGCAGAGUCGGAAAUCAUUUUCAAUUUGAAAGACAAUCCGGAGAUGACAAGGCUUGGACUUUCAGCAUUAGAAGAAUUCGAAAAUGUUAACUAUGAAACAUAUCCGUUUCAAACCGGCAAUAUUGAAAACUUGCAUCCCGAUUUUUGUCUAACUGAAGAUGAAUUUAACUUUUUUGACAGUUUUCAUUUCAUUAACCUUCAUGCCAAAGCUUGCGAGUUUGAUGAACAAGGCCUCUGUUAUUUUGAAUCUAUGGACAAAUUGCCAAACAACUGUCUCACUAUAAUUGGUAACCUGGUGAUUGAGUCUGGCGAUGAGGAGCAUAUUAACAAGCUGAUCAGAGUGUACACUCUAUUUGGUACUUUGAUCAUUAGGAAUACUCAACUGGUGGAUUUCAGUUUUCUGCCCAAACUGACUCUCAUUAUUUCUUUGAAUGAUACGCUGCCGGUUGUUCAAAUUCUAUCCAAUAAGAACUUAACGAAUCCGAAAAUCGGCUCCAGUGUCAGGGUAAUGUAA
This is a messenger RNA of Caenorhabditis remanei, 1032 nucleotides long. RefSeq lists its product as uncharacterized. The transcript is spliced from 4 exons. NCBI's taxonomy places the organism in Eukaryota, Metazoa, Nematoda, Chromadorea, Rhabditida, Rhabditidae. The coding region runs from base 1 to 1032 and encodes 343 amino acids. The record is from RefSeq and is a predicted model, not a curated record.